This is a messenger RNA of Bursaphelenchus xylophilus (pine wood nematode), 931 nucleotides long. The record is from the annotation of a GenBank genome assembly. NCBI's taxonomy places the organism in Eukaryota, Metazoa, Nematoda, Chromadorea, Rhabditida, Aphelenchoididae.
AUGCGUUGGCCCGGCUACUGGAUGAUGGUGACCAUUUCUUUGUUGCACUGUUCACUGUUCAUUGAACGCUUAAUCGCCACGCGUUUCACGCAUGUUUACGAACAGUGUGGCAAUUCCCUGGGAAUAUGGCUUUGUCUUUUCGUGGUAAGUUUAAAAAUUUGGUUUACGGGAGCCUGUCUUUUCAGUGGUUAAUUACCAUUGGAGUAAACGUGGCUACUUAUAGUGUUGAAUGGUCAGAGUAUUUUGGAUACAAUUCCUAUUGCCUUGGGGUUGUAAGCGACCUUAACGAACUUAGAGUACGGAUUCUACUGUUGUGUUUGCUAAUCUUUGACCUCUCGGCUACUGGGGGAGAAUGGUUCUUGACACUGAAGAAUCGACGAGACAAGUAAGAGAUUACAUGGUCUGUACUUUUGUGAUUAAACUACCUUCAAAGAAUCCGAGUAAACAACUUUUCAGAGUAUUUAUAAAUUACAGUCUAAGCCGGGCAUAUCAACAGGGAGAAAACUAUUUAACAGUCCGAUUAGUAACUCCAAUUUCGUUAUUACACUCCAUAUUAUUUACUCUGUUUCUUAUGAUUCACAUCUCCGUCAGAGAAUUCAUUAUCUACAAUGAUGGCCCUAUUCGAUACGUUGCUUGUAUUCUGAUGUCACAUAAUGUGAGUUUGCCUACAAUCUAGUUGUUUGUUGAUACAACUUACGUAAGCAGAACAAAAUAGUUUAAUCAGACAAUUGUCAUAACAAAAGCAAACGGUUCACAAGGAGAAGAAUACAAUUGCUUUCAGAUGUUGGUUUUUUCGCUUACAAUUUCGUUGGCCGUUUAUAUCAACCGAGUGCAUUGGACAAAGAAGCAGAAAGAGCUGAGAGGUUCCAGCAUUGUGAGGCAGGAUCAAGCGACCGUUUAUUUCAAUCAGCUCCAAAGCCAGCUGCUGUAA